AUGAGUGCGAAUAUUUUUGUUACUGGGGCAUGUGGUUAUAUCGGAGGAUCUAUUGUCGCUGAAUUUUCACGCCACAAGGGUGGUCUUCUUGAGACGGCCAAAAUUCAUGCUGCAGUCCGGUCGGAUGAGCAAGCUGAGAGUUUGUCGAUGUUAGAUGUUAGCGUUGUCAAAAUUGAUCUUAGCAAUCCAUAUGCACUGGCUGGGUAUAUGAUUCGCAAUGACGUUAGCAUCGUCAUUCAUACUGCCACCUCAAUAGACGCAGAGGUGACUCAAAAUCUUAUAACGGCGCUGAAGAAGCGUCGUGAAGCUAAUGGUAAAAAAGCGUUUUUCAUUCACACUUCCGCGCUAUCGGCUUUCGAUGACAACACCGGUUGGCCAUUUGGGGAAGUAAGAGAUAUUGACCCAGUCUAUUUUCUCGAGAAACAAUGUACGGACUCGUACAUUGUCAGGCAGGUUGACGUUCUCGUCGCCGAACAAACACAAGCAGCCGGCCUAACAGGCCUGAUAGUCAUGCCUCCAACACUUCAUGGACGAGGCAGUGGAACCUGGAACCGAUUAUCACCACAAAUCCCCGCCCUCGUCAAAGCUGCAAUCAAAAAUAAACAGGUAUACAAAUUCCCAAAAGACAAAGAAGUCGUCUUAACACACAUCUCCGACCUGACAACCUUCUACGCACAAUUAACCGAAGCAAUCCUUCAAAAAAGAGCCCUCCCCGCGUGUCAAUCAGGGUACUACUUCACCGUGUCCCACUCCGUCCGGUGGUGGGAUAUCCUCGACCGAUUAGCAGCAGCAAUGCACGCACGCGUACUCGUAGACGAACCAACAACCAAAAUAUGGCCGAGCGACGCGUUCGCAGCAGAGUCACUCGGUGUCCCGGUGAAUUUUGCGCACAGCAUAUGGGAUUCAAGUCCGAAAGUCGUUUGCGUGAACAAAGAUCUAAUCGGCUGGAAGCCUAUCUGGAAUAGCGAGCGAUUACUGGAGAGCAUGGACGAGGAGAUUAAUGACUUCCUCGAGUUGGGAAUGCCUACAAGUAGUCUCCUGGCUUCUUUGGGGCCUGAAGCAAGGAGGUGA
Penicillium subrubescens is the source of this 1071-nucleotide messenger RNA. Its product is annotated as NAD-dependent epimerase/dehydratase family protein. Bases 1 to 1071 code for a protein of 356 amino acids. The record is from RefSeq and is a predicted model, not a curated record. NCBI's taxonomy places the organism in Eukaryota, Fungi, Ascomycota, Eurotiomycetes, Eurotiales, Aspergillaceae. The transcript has 8 exons.